AUGUCAAAAUCUGAGAACAUCAAAGUUGUUGUCAGAUGUAGACCAAUAUCUAAAAAGGAAGUUGACAAGGGCUUCAAACCCAUUGUUAAAAUCGACAAUACAAACAACAUGGUCGCUCUUACGCAUGGAGAUGAUGAUCCUGAUCCAAAGUCAUUCACAUUCAACUCAGCCUACGCGUGGGAUUGUACUCAACAAGACAUUUACGAUGAUGCAGGCAGACCUAUUGUUCAAGCUGUGCUUGAUGGCUAUAAUGGAACAAUUCUUGCUUAUGGACAAACAGGUACAGGAAAAACAUAUACAAUGGAAGGCGUUGUAGAUAAUGAAGAACACAAAGGUGUCAUUUUGCACGCAUUCGAUCAUAUUUUCGCACACAUCGCAAAAGUCAAAGACAGAGAGUUCUUAGUACGUGCAUCUUUCCUUCAAAUUUAUAUGGAAGAUGUUUUCGAUCUUCUUGGAGAUCCUAAAAAGAAACUACACGUCCGUUCUUUGGAAAAUGAUAUUUGCGUCGUUGGUCUUUCAAGCCACAUCGUUAAAACACCACAAGAAAUUACAGAAUUACUUAUGCGCGGUAAAGAUAACCGUGCUGUCGCUGCUACAGCCAUGAAUGCCCAAAGUUCAAGAUCUCAUUCAGUUUUUACCGUCGUUAUCGAGCAGAGUGGCGAAGAAUGUGGUACGAAAAUGGGUAAAUUACACUUGGUUGACCUCGCCGGCUCAGAAAGACUUUCAAAAACAGAAGCCACAGGUCAACAAGCGAAAGAAGGUGCCAAAAUCAACCAAUCUCUACUUUCUCUUGGUAACGUUAUCUCAGCUCUUGUUGCUGGUGCAAAGCAUAUUGCUUACAGAGACUCAAAACUCACUCAAUUAUUACAAGAUUCUCUUGGUGGAAAUGCCAAGACAGUUAUGAUCGCAACUCUUGGUCCAGCUUCAUAUAACUACGAUGAAACACUCAGUACAUUGUUAUACGCCACAAGAGCCAGACAGAUUAAAAAUGCUCCAAGAGUUAAUGAAGAUCCAAAGGAUGCUUUACUUGGCCAAUUAAGACAGAAGAUUGCAGAGCUCAAGAAACAGCUUGAGAUGCAAAAUGCAGCAGCCGCAGCCAGUGGAUUAGUUGUUCCAACGACAGACAAUGGAUUUCUCAAAGAAAUAGAAGAGAAACACAAGAGACAAAUGGAAGAAUUGAUGCAAUCAAAGAACAUAAAUGAAGAAGAGAAAGCCAAAGCGAAAGCAGCUUUAGAUGCAGAGUAUCAACGCGAGAGAUCGAUACAAGCAGAAAGUAAAGACCUUGAAGAGAAAAUCAAGCAGAUGGAACAGUCUGUUUUGGUUGGCGGUGUAAAUCUUUUGGAUAAAGAGAAGCAACAAAUGGAAGAAAUCAGGGCAAAUGAGUCUAAGAUCAGAGAGAAACAGAAGGAACAAGAACUCUUGGAAGAAAAGAAGAAAGAACAAGAAGAAGCCAUUUUAGUUGCAGAAAAGAAAUAUGGAUCAUUGAAAGAAGAAUUACAAGAGAAAUCAAAGAAAAUAGAGAAAUUGAAGCCUCUCAUUCGAAGAUUGCAAGAUAACAUCGAUGAUCUUCAGACACAAUUCGAAAAUGAGAAGGCUGAUCAAAUAGAAAACAUAAAGAGAAUGAACAAAGAACUUGGAUUACUUGAAUUAAUCACAAAUUCGUUCAUUCCACCUGAAGAUUUGAAGAAAAUUCAGGAUUAUUCAACUUACGAUGUUGAAAACAAGAAGUGGAUGAUACCAAGUAUCGACAAGGCAGGAAGACACCAGAAAGUCGAAGAAGUCAUUGAAGAGAAGGUCUUCAUUGCAGGUACAAAUGGUCCAACUGCUUUGUUCAGUAGAACAAGAUUGGAUAAUUAUGUUCCAUCAAGAAGUGAAGCUGAAAAGGCAAAGCUGAGAAGGAAACAUGCUGUACAACAUGCUCUUAACGAAUUCGCUUUGAUAUCUGAUCUCAGUUAG
This is a messenger RNA of Trichomonas vaginalis G3, 1956 nucleotides long. RefSeq names its product kinesin-related family. Gene Ontology annotation, molecular function: microtubule motor activity; microtubule binding; ATP binding. The transcript has a single exon. Bases 1 to 1956 code for a protein of 651 amino acids. NCBI's taxonomy places the organism in Eukaryota, Parabasalia, Trichomonadida, Trichomonadidae. The record is from RefSeq and is a predicted model, not a curated record. Gene Ontology annotation, biological process: microtubule-based movement.